This is a messenger RNA of Paralichthys olivaceus (Japanese flounder), 1250 nucleotides long. The record is from RefSeq and is a predicted model, not a curated record. Lineage: Eukaryota; Metazoa; Chordata; Actinopteri; Pleuronectiformes; Paralichthyidae.
GUCUCAGGCUGGCUGCCCCCUCAGAGUCGCGCCCCCCCCUGCCUCCCCGCCCCCCCCUCAUGGAGAGGAUGAGGAAGAUCAAACGCCAGCUGUCACUCACUCUGAGGAGGGGAGGGGCCACUGGAGGGGAAAGGACAUUGAGUGACACUAUCAACCAGGAAGUGACGUCACACAGCGACUCAGAGGUGUGUCUUCGUUCUUCUUCUGCUGUUCUGAAGGUUCGAGGUUCUUCCUCCUCCUCUUCUUCUUCUUCUUCAGUUCAGUCUCUGCUUCAGUCCUACAGCAGCUCGCUGAGGAAACCUCGAGGCCUCGGACGAAGCCUGAGCUCGUACCUGAACCACACCAACAGACUGGAGAUCGUCCACGAGGAUAUGAAGAUGAGUUCAGAUGGAGAAAGUGAUGCAGCGUCUUCAGACGAUGUUAAGACAAGUCCAGUUCCAGUGAGACUGAGGAACAAGAAGAUCUCUACUGAGGACAUUAAUAAACGUCUGUCUCUACCGGCUGACAUUCGCCUUCCAGACGAUUACCUGGAGAAGUUCAAUGUGAUUGGUCCAGCUCUGUUUGAGCAGCCAAUCAGCAGGAGACUCCGCCGAGUGUCUCUGUUGUUCUUUUCGCAGCUCUUCCUCUUUCAGUUACUUCGAGGUUUGUCGUACUGCCACAAAAGAAAAGUUCUUCAUCGAGACCUGAAACCUCAGAAUUUGCUGAUCAAUGAGCGAGGAGAACUCAAAUUGGCCGACUUUGGUUUAGCUCGAGCGAAGUCGAUUCCUACAAAGACGUAUUCUAACGAGGUGGUGACUCUGUGGUACAGACCUCCAGAUAUUUUACUGGGCAGCACCGACUACUCUACUCACAUCGACAUGUGGGGCGUAGGUUGUAUCUUCUAUGAGAUGGCGACAGGUCGACCGUUGUUUCCUGGUUCCACGGUGGAGGAGGAGCUUCACUUCAUCUUCAAACUGCUCGGUACACCCACAGAGCAAAUCUGGUCUGGGAUCAGUUCCAAUGACGAGUUUGUGACGUUCAAGUUUCCUGAAUACAGAGCAGAGAGACUGAGUGACCACACCCCCAGGCUCAGCAGUGAAGGAGUGGAGCUGUUGUCAAAAUUCCUGCAGUUUGAAGGGAAGAAGAGGAUCUCUGCGGACGACUCAAUGAGUCAUCAGUACUUCAGUAACCUUGGAAACAGAGUGAAGAAACUUCCUGACACAAUGUCGAUUUUCAGUUUGUCUGAAAUUCACCUGGAAAAAGAGACAAAG